Messenger RNA from Sipha flava (yellow sugarcane aphid), 1579 nucleotides. RefSeq names its product zinc finger MYM-type protein 1-like. Bases 2 to 1579 code for a protein of 525 amino acids. Lineage: Eukaryota; Metazoa; Arthropoda; Insecta; Hemiptera; Aphididae. The transcript has a single exon. The record is from RefSeq and is a predicted model, not a curated record.
AAUGAAACGUUCUAAGUUAAGUGGAGACAAAUAUAGGAAAUUGGCCAAGGAAAAAUUGGAAAAACAAAGAUUGGCUUUAGAAAAUGUCCCGAAAAUUAAUACAUUAUUUAGUAAGGAAGUAAUUACGUCAGUAAGUGUAAGUCCAAAAAUAUCUUCUAGUGUCAUAGAUUCCGGCGAUAUUAAAACAGUACAGAAUGUAAAUGAAAAAAAUAAUACUUAUUUUAAUGACAGUACAGAGAUAGAGUUACAAAAUAAAACUAAAACAAGUAUUUUUAGUAAAGAUUCUUCUCAAUGGAUACGAACAGCCGACUUUAUUCACUUUGUGGCAUCACACGGUGUUGAUCAAAAUAUGAACUCAGACUUUUCAAACUCCAAACGGAUAUACUCAGACCAAAGUAGAUAUUUAACUAAAUCUAUGUUCUAUAGGAUAUUAUCAAACAAUGAAAAAAUUCUUAGAACGUGGUUAGUUUACUCAGAAAUUAAAGGGACUGUAUUUUGCGCACUGUGUUGGUUAUUUCGUGACGACUCUGAUUUGGCUACUACAGAUUUUAAUGACUGGAAAAACGCUUGUUCGAGGUUAAAACAACAUGAAAAUUCUAUAAAUCAUAAAAACUGUUUAAUUCAAAUACAAGACAUCAAUCAAACUAAGGAAAGAGUAGAUUCAAGAUUAAUGAAUCAAAUUGAUGGGGAAAAAAACUAUUGGAAAAAUAUUUUAUUGCGAAUUGUUGCCGUAGUUAAAUCACUUGCCUUACGGGGACUCCCUUUUCGGGGUGACAACGAGUUAAUUGGUUUUUCGAAAAAUGGAAAUUUUCUUAUGUCAAUAGAAUUAAUAUCUGAAUUCGAUCCAUUUUUGGCCCAACAUAUUAAUAAAUACGGUAAUGCCGGUCGAGGAUCAACAUCAUAUUUAUCAUCAACUGUUUUUGAAGAAGUAAUUUCUAUAAUAGCGGAAAAAGUAAAUAAAUAUUCUGUUGAUGAAAUUAAACGUAGAAAAUACUUUUCCAUUAUAGUUGAUUCAACUCCUGACAUUACGCACAUUGAUCAGCUUUCCUUUAUUGUGAGAUAUGUAAAUGACCAAGGUCUACCAGUUGAACGAUUUCUUGAAUUUAUACCAAAAGCGGGUCAUAAGUCUGCAGAGUUAUUUGAUGUAGUCAAUGAUCUCAUAAAACGUUACGGUUUGGAUUGGUCCAACUGUAGGGGACAAUCAUAUGACAACGCUAAUAAUAUGUCCGGCAGUUAUUCAGGUCUCCAAGCACGAGUUAAAAAAAUAAAUAAUUUAAUAUAUUUUGUUCCAUGUGCGGCACAUUCGCUAAAUUUAGUUGGAACGCACGCUGUAGAUGGUUCAAAAAAAGCAGUUAAAUAUUUUGGAUUAAUGCAACAUUUGUUUACGUUCUUUACUAUUUCAACUCAUCGUUGGGAAAUACUCAGUAAUAAUUUGAAACCGGGAACUCAUACGUUGAAACAUCCAUCAUUUACAAGAUGGUCAUCAAGAGAUGCAGCUUGUUUGAGUAUAAAUGAAAAUUGGUCUGAAAUGAUCAAUGCCUUAACAUAUAUAAUGAAUGCUACUACAGAAAUAUUAUGA